AUGGCGGCCGAGAACGUACCAUGGGCGGCAGCCAUCCUUUGCUACAUUCAGUAUGCCAUCCUCAUUACCUUUGGACAUCUACGUGAUCAUGCCGGUCGCAUUUUUGGUGGCUCUCGGUAUUCAGAUCAUUCGAAGAAGGGUUACGCGCCAUUACUUGUGGCUUUUGAAAACUUUUAUACCAAGCGUAUCUAUCACCGUCUACAAGAUGUCUUUAAUCGUCCUGUCACCGGUCCUCCCGGAGCACACAUCGACCUAAUCGAACGCUACUCAGUAGACGAGAACAAGACGUUACAUAAUAAGGAUGGGUGUAUCCAGAAAUGUCUUAAUCUUGGUUCGUAUAACUAUCUUGGCUUUGCAGACGACUGGAUGAAAACGUGCAGUAAAGACGUCUUUCCUGCUGUACAACAGUUCGCAUUGGCUUCGACGGUCCCACCGAUGGAAUUUGGUACUACAACAGUUCAUAUUGCAUUAGAGAAAGCAUUAGCUAAAUUUAUUGGCAAAGAAGCAGCUCUUGUCUAUAAUAUGGGCUAUGCUACUAACGCUACCAGUAUUCCGGCGCUCACUGGCAAGGGUACGUUGAUUCUAAGUGACGUGCUGAAUCACACAUCUAUCGUUAACGGUGCUCGCGCGUCGGGGGCUUCGGUUGGUAUAUUCAAACACAAUGAUCCGAAACAUCUCGAGAAGGUUCUCCGAACGAAAAUAGCGGAAGGUCAGCCGCGGACCCAUCGUCCAUGGAAAAAAAUAGUUGUGAUGAUUGAAGGAAUUUAUUCCAUGGAGGGUGAGCUAGUGCGUCUUCGAGAGAUGGUGGAUUUGACGAAGAAGUAUAAGGCAUACAUUUACGUCGACGAAGCUCACAGCAUUGGCGCACUGGGCAACACUGGUCGCGGUAUCUGCGAAUAUUCGGGUGUAGAUCCGAGCGAGAUUGACAUUUUAAUGGGCACAUUUUCGAAAAGUUUUGGUGGUAUGGGUGGAUACAUUGCAGCGUCAGAGGAGAUUAUUAAUUUUGUUCGAGCCUCGAGCUCUGGUGCGAUCUACGCGACCAGUUUGUCUCCGGUUAUUGCGCAGCAAAUCCUAACGGCUCUCAAUAUUAUUGCGGGACUAGAUGGAUCAGACAUAGGGCGACAAAAGAUUUUGUCGCUGCGUGAAAAUAGCAAUUACUUUCGUCAGAAGCUUAUCGACAUGGGUGUAAUUACACUGGGCGACUUUGACUCGCCUGUGAUUCCAGUAAUGCUGUAUCAUAUGUCGAAGGUUGGUGAGUUCUCUCGCGAGUGCUUAAAACGCAACUUGGCUGUUGUGACGGUCGGAUUUCCUGCAACUCCGCUGCUACUCGCUCGCGUUCGAUUCUGUAUCUCAGCUGCGCACACGCGAAAGGAUAUGGACAUGGCUUUGGAGGCGUUAAAAGAAGUUUGUGACUUGUGUAAUAUCCGCUUUCAGAAGAAAGCUUACUCCUAG
Molecule: messenger RNA, 1452 nt
Organism: Plasmopara halstedii
Lineage: Eukaryota; Oomycota; Peronosporomycetes; Peronosporales; Peronosporaceae
Product: serine palmitoyltransferase
Exons: 2
Coding region: 1-1452 (483 amino acids)
Biological process (GO): sphingosine biosynthetic process; ceramide biosynthetic process
Cellular component (GO): serine palmitoyltransferase complex
Molecular function (GO): pyridoxal phosphate binding; serine C-palmitoyltransferase activity
Source: RefSeq, a predicted model, not a curated record